Macroventuria anomochaeta is the source of this 430-nucleotide messenger RNA. RefSeq lists its product as uncharacterized. Gene Ontology annotation, cellular component: membrane. The transcript has a single exon. Bases 51 to 377 code for a protein of 108 amino acids. The record is from RefSeq and is a predicted model, not a curated record. Lineage: Eukaryota; Fungi; Ascomycota; Dothideomycetes; Pleosporales; Didymellaceae.
AGGCAAGUCGCGGGAGCAGUGCUGGCGCAGUACAUAUCGAUAUCGGGAAUAUGGAGGGCGAAGCGUACAACAUAUAUGAUUCUAGCGGAUCGAAGUCGGAAUCAGGGUGGCAGAGGAGCUACACUCGACAACAUGCGGAAUACCAAUCCAUGCGUCGGAAGAUGGAGAAGAAGGCAAGGGGGAGGGAGGGGGAGUAUAUCCGAUUGAGAGGUGGAGAGAAAGCAUGGGUCCGGCGGAGGAAGGAAGAUAAGGGGGAAAAGGAAAGGCGGUAUCAAUGUAUUGGAGCUUGGGGCGAGGUCAAUGAUGUUGAGUGGAAAGAUAUGGAGAGGGUGUAUGAGGGAAGGACGAGGAGAGAGAGGUGGGUUAGGUGCUUGUAGCUUGUAAAAGAGUACUUCAGUCCUUCUUUCUCAACCGCGACCUCUGAAAUACA